Messenger RNA from Pelobates fuscus (common spadefoot toad), 7385 nucleotides. RefSeq names its product SET domain containing 1B, histone lysine methyltransferase (gene SETD1B). Bases 1 to 5943 code for a protein of 1980 amino acids. Gene Ontology annotation, molecular function: protein binding; RNA binding; histone H3K4 methyltransferase activity. Gene Ontology annotation, cellular component: Set1C/COMPASS complex. NCBI's taxonomy places the organism in Eukaryota, Metazoa, Chordata, Amphibia, Anura, Pelobatidae. The record is from RefSeq and is a predicted model, not a curated record. The transcript is spliced from 18 exons.
AUGUCUUUCAAGGAGGCCAAGCCUGGGGAGAGAAGCAAGAACCCAGAGGACCAUGGCAGAAAGCCGCCUGCAAGCUGGAUCAACGGCAUGGAGGCUGGCAACCAACCGAGCACCUCGGCCGACAAGAGGAAUCACCAUUGGAGGAGUUACAAGUUGAUUAUUGACCCGGCUCUCAAGAAAGGGCAGCACAAACUCUACCGUUACGAUGGACUCCACUUCAGCAUGCCUAACUCUGGAGUACCCCCAGUGGAUUCAUUGAGGGACCCCCGGAUCGGACGGAUAUGGACCAAAACUAAAGAGCUAGACUUACCUGUCCCUAAACUCAAGAUUGAUGAGUUUUAUGUGGGUCCUGUCCCUCCAAAACAAGUUACUUUUGCAAAACUCAACGAUAACAUCAGAGAGAACUUUUUGAGUGACAUGUGCAAGAAGUAUGGGGAGGUUGAAGAAGUGGAGAUUUUGUAUAAUCCUAAAAAUAAGAAGCACCUGGGGAUUGCCAAAGUAAUAUUUGCCACCGUGAAAGGUGCCAGGGAUGCAGUGAAACAUUUGCACAACACUUCCGUGAUGGGAAACAUCAUGCACGUGGAACUGGAUACUAAAGGAGAAACACGCAUGAGAUUUUAUCAACUGUUAGUUAAUGGUCUCUACACACCGCAGACCCUUCCAGUUGGUGGUGAAUUGGAUGUUUCCCCGACUGUGAAUGAAACGCCACAGGUGAAUGAAUCCUCGAAACGGACAAAAGAGACUGGUGCAGGGGCGCCUGUUACUCCGAAUAGCAGUACCCCAUUUUCACAUGAUACAGCUUAUUCAAGCUGUCGACAAGACACCCCCAACUCCUUUAGCCAGUAUACACCACAAUCGCAAGGGACCCCUCACACACCCCGUCUAGGAACACCGUUCUCUCAAGACUCUAACUAUUCCAGUCGGCAAGCCACACCAGCUUUUCAUUUUGGACAAGACUCUAGCUACAAACCUAGGAGGCCUGAAAAUAAAUUUCCAGAUGCUUACAAUCGAAGGCCAGGGCACCCCUAUGUUCAUAACUCUAGUUUGUUUAGGGGCUCUGAACACAGCUUUAACACUGCUAGAUCCCAGCCAGAGACAUUGCCGUUUUCACACACAUCACCGUUGAACCAAUCUGGUGUGAAUUAUAAGUCUGCAUUUUCUCCUUAUCAAGCAACAACAGCAUAUUCCCAAGCUGAUGAGAACUCGUUCCCACAAACCUCAAGGGAUAUAGAGUAUAGGAGAACAGCACCCCCACCUACAGACACCUAUUCAGAUAGUGGAUGUAGUUCUGUAAAUAUCGACUUUAUUCCAGUUAAAGAAAAACCAGAUGAACCCCCUCUUCCGGAACCGGAGUGCCCCACAGAACAGAAAGUAGCCUCUUGUGCACGGACGCCAGAAAGAUGUGUAACCCCAGGAACGCCAACUCUGGAGGAUGAAAUGAUGCACAACAGUUUAGAUUCUCGUAUUGAAAUGCUUUUAAAAGAGCAAAGAACCAAGUUACCUUUCCUCCAUGAACAGAGCUCAGAUAAUGAAUUGAGGAUGGAAGGGAGUCCUAUAUCCUCUUCUUCCUCACAGCUUUCACCAAUCCCUCCGUAUAGUGCAAACUCCCAUUACCAAGAUGUCACUCCUUCCUCUCGACCCUCAAGCACAGGACUUGAGGACAUCAGCCCCACCCCUUUACCUGACUCGGACGAUGAUGAGUCUAUUCCUGGCACAGCAUCCCUUUGCCAGAACUCUAGGUCAACAACUCCCAUUGAGCAGCCUAGUCAACCUGGGAGGAAAAUGGAGAGCUCAGAUGUGAAGGAACAAUUAACAGGAGAUGAGACUCCAACAUCUGAGAAGAUGGAUGAGGUUCAUCCUUCUUCUGGAGAAGAUAUGGAGAUUUCUGAUGAUGAAAUGAAUGCCUCUCCUAUCACCAGUGAAGAAUGUGCCAAAUCAAUAGUCAUGAACUCUGCUGUUAGCAAUUCAUCAGUCAUGACACCUGUCAUUCCAAUACCACCUCCAGGUUUUCCUCCGAUUCCUCCUCCACCACCUCCACCACAAUCAGGUUUUCCCAUGCCGCCACCUCUUCCUCCUCCCCCACCCCCAACCCACCCUUCUGUCACUGUACCACCUCCUCCAUUACCUGCCCCACCUGGGGUACCUCCACCACCACCACCUCCCCCUCCACCUCCCCAUAUAUUGCAUCCUCCACCACCCUACCAUCAAGGUAUGUUUCCCUUGAUGCAAGGGGAAAUGAUCAGUGCCCUAGGUUCCCACUGGGGUGGAAUGCCAAUGUCCUUCCAAAUGCAGACUCAAAUGCUUAGCCGUAUGAUGCAAGGGCAAAGUUCUUUCUCCUACCACCAUGUUAUGGAAACUUCAAUUCCAUUUGGUAACCAGCAUCAAUACCGCCCUUUCACCAUAUCUUCACAUCCAUCCCAAGGGCAUACAUGGCAACCCUUCCCAAAGUUUGACCCAUCUGUGCCACCACCAGGCUACGAGCCCAAAAAAGAAGAUCCUCACAAAGCCACUGUGGAUGGCGUUCUGCAGGUCAUUGUAAAAGAACUAAAAGCCAUAAUGAAAAGAGACCUGAACCGGAAGAUGGUUGAGAUGGUGGCUUUCCGGGCAUUUGAUGAGUGGUGGGAAAAGAAGGAGCGGUUAGCUAAGCAGUCUUUAACGCCAGUGAAAACUGGGGAGAGCAAAGAUGAAGAGAAACCAAAGCCAAGGGACCCAAUAACUUCAAGCCUUCUUGAAGGCUGGAACAAAGGAGAAGGUCUAGGAUAUGAUGGCAUUGGAUUGGGCAUUGGACUGCGUGGGGCAAUUAGGUUGCCCUCAUUUAAGGUUAAGCGGAAAGCUCCUCCUGAGACUGCACUUGCUGGCGAUCAGAAGAGAAUCCGUCCAUCACCUUCUGUGGAUGACGAUGAUGAAGAAUCUGAACGAGACAAAGAUAUGUUGGGCACUACAUCUAAUUUAGUUAAGAAAGACACAGACGCAGUGAGCAUUCGAAGAAAAGUCAGCAAAGGCGAGGGGGAAGAGGAGGGGGAAAGUGAUGUGGAAGAAGACGAGACUUCAGUGAAAGAGGAAGACUUGUCUUCUGAAAAAGAUGAGCAAGAAGAUGAUUUUGUUGACACUUUGUCCAGUAAACAGCAGCCGUUCAUUGAUGAGGACGAUGAGGAUGCAGAUGAGGAAGAAGACUUAGAAGCCAGCGAAAAAGAAGAGGAACCAGACUCUGAAGAAGAAGAAACCACCAGUGUGGCCUCCUCAAAAGGUGAAGUGGACUCAUCAGAUGAAAGUGACGACUCUGAAUGUGUAUCCAGUUCAGAUUCAGAUUCUGAUGAUGAUGAUGAUGAAGAUGAAGAUGAGGAGGAAGAUGGGGAAGAAGUAGAGUAUGAUAGCCAAGAAGAAGAUGUCGAUGUAGAUGGAGAAUAUGAAGACAGUGAAAAAGAAGAAAUUCUUUUAAGAGGUGUAAUUUCUGAGCAUAGCAGUCCAGCAAAAACUGAAGUAGAGGAGGAACUCAAAGUUGAAGAAGAAGAGGCAGAGGAUAAUCUUGUGACGGAAACAGUAGAUGAGGGGUCUCUUCUGCAAAAGGAAAGACUUGAAUCACCAGAGGUGGAAGACCAUGAAUUGGAUACCAUUAAUUUUGUGGAAAAGGCUCCUGAAAUACCACUGGCUGUGGACAUUAAUGAAGAAUUACAAAAAGCUCCAUCACCACCAAAUGAAGAGGAAGAAUAUGUACUACAGCUGGAGCCUGUGCCUUUUGUUUUAGAGAGCCCAAAUACAGAGGCUCAAGAGGCUGUGAUUGUUCGUCCUUUAACACCAACUGGAGCUUUUGGGGAGCCGGGUGUCAUACUGAAACCUGAAGAGCUUACCUCAGAUAGUAGGCCUCAUGUGAAAUUAACACCAAUCACUCCAGAAGAUGAGGAACUUUGCCCUCGGACACCUGGAAGAGAACCGGCAGCUCAUUCAGAUUCUGAGGCCUCUUAUCAAGUUUUACCUAAUGUGGCCCUUUCUACACUUCCUCCUUUCCAGAGCCUCAGUAAGGAAGAGGAACCGCUGCUUAAUGAAAAGAUGUGUGCAAACUUGGCAGUGACUAAAAUGCUGUCAGAAGAAGAACUUCCUCGAACUCCUGGUAGAGAUAUUCCAAUAAAAUCAGCCCACCUUGGGAAGUCCCAAAGCACUGAAACUGUCCCUGCUACACCAGGUAGUGAUGCUCCUCUCACAGGUAAUAGCUUGACAUUAAUAUCUCCCCACAUUCCUGGAAGCCCAUUUUCAUACAUUAAUCAGUCUCCCGGGAUAAUUAACAGUGGUAUUCCAAGGACUCCAGGAAGAGAUUUUAACUUUACACCUACUUUCCCAGAUUCAAAUGCGACCUUCCCUUGUCAGUCAUCCAGCAAGAAACCAUCUGUAGAUGAACCAGAUGAAAAGUCAUUUAAAGAACCAGUUAGUGCUUCCUUAACCAUGAACAGUAUUCCCUCACCAGUCCCAAUGGCAAGCCCUCCAAGAGGUGAUCCCCAUAAAGAUAUUAAUUUAACACUUGUUAAUCUGGAUUCAUCUGCGACUCUUAUUUCUGAUUAUAAAUUAAGUCAAGAUAUUGAACCUGACUUUGCUAAAGGGCAAAUUUCUCUCCUAGAGGAAUCGUCUCUCUCCUCGUCUACUCCUCAUCUUGCUGGUAAAAAGAAGCCUGGAAGAUCCAAACGGCCUCCUCUUUCAGCUCUUGACUUAGAUCCUUAUGCAGAAAAAAACACUCUCCCUGCUACUGUAGCAGAAUUGUCAAAAAGUGCUUUAGGCAAAGAGCUGUUUCUUGAUAAGCCUGAUGCAGUGUCUGGAAUUAAAGACCCUGAAGCUGAACCACUUGAUUUUAGGAACGAGGUGCAACCUGAUACUAUAAGUUAUGAUGCCAUAAACCAGAAAGUUCCAUUAAAAGAGUUGGAAAAUAAGUGGAAUAAGGAGUUAAAGGAAGAGGAAGAAAUUCUAAAACCGAAGAAACCGAGGAACUGGAAGUUAAAAAAGCGGUUAGAAGAAAUCUCUACUAUUCCUUCUCCAGAAUAUUCCCCACCUCGGUCUCACUUCAAGCCUCGCUCAGAAUUUGAAGAGAUGACUAUUCUUUAUGACAUAUGGAAUGCAGGAAUUGACGAUGAAGAUGUCAAGUAUAUGUGCAUUACAUAUGAAAGGCUGCUGCAGCAAGACAAUGGCAUGGACUGGCUCAAUGACACUUUAUGGGUCUUUCAUCCUCCAACCAGUGUUUAUUCUCCCAAGAAAAAGAAACGAGAUGAUGGUUUACGGGAACAUGUGACAGGGUGUGCCCGUAGUGAGGGAUACUAUAAAAUUGAUAAGAAAGACAAAUUGAAAUACCUCAACGACAGUCGAUCUUUUGCAGAUGAGCCUCCUAUUGAUACCCAGGGAAUGAGUAUCCCAGCUCAGCCUCAUGCCUCAACCCGAGCAGGCUCGGAGAGAAGGUCAGAACAGCGGCGUCUGCUUUCUUCCUUUACUGGGAGCUGUGACAGUGAUCUGCUCAAAUUCAAUCAGUUGAAGUUUCGUAAGAAAAAGUUGCGUUUCUGCAAGAGCCAUAUACAUGACUGGGGUCUUUUUGCUAUGGAGCCAAUUGCUGCUGAUGAGAUGGUCAUAGAGUAUGUGGGACAAAACAUCCGACAGGUAAUAGCAGAUAUGCGUGAGAAACGAUAUGAGGAUGAAGGAAUUGGGAGCAGUUACAUGUUCCGAGUUGACCACGACACCAUCAUUGAUGCCACCAAAUGUGGGAAUUUUGCCCGCUUUAUUAAUCACAGCUGUAAUCCUAACUGUUACGCAAAAGUCAUCACUGUGGAGGCUCAGAAGAAGAUUGUCAUCUACUCCAAACAAUAUAUUAAUGUGAACGAAGAGAUAACAUACGAUUACAAGUUCCCCAUAGAAGAUGUCAAGAUCCCUUGUCUUUGCGGAGCAGAGAACUGCAGAGGGACACUAAAUUAAAGGCCUCUUCUUAUCACACCUUUCAGCCAUGUUGGACUGCAGGUUAUAGGUGUAAGUUGCACUUUUGCCAAAAAAUUAAAAAGAUUUCGCACUUCUCUUGGGCUUGUGAGCAGCAAGAGCACAUGUACAUUAGGAUAUUGUUUCAGAUUGUAAGGACCCUGGUGCUCUUUCUUCAAUGAGAAAUUAAAAGGUGAUCACCACUCAGUGGCACAGAAUAAAUGUAUGUUUAAAAAAAAAAAAAAAAAAAAAAAAAAACAACACUAUCUCCUGUCUGAUACCCACAUUGUUCACCUUUGGGUGUAAAACGGUACCUUCUAUUUUUUCCAUGAAUGCUGCUAGCUUCCUCAUCGAACGGUCACCAUAAAUGUGAAGAGGAAAUGUUGUAUUGGUAUCCACUGGGAAUGCCCCUCGGCUUUCCAAAGGGACUCUUUUCUUAGUGGAGAAGUAAGCUUUUGCUUGGCCAGUUGUAUUUUUCUUUUCUUUUUUUUUCUUCUAUCUUCCAAAGCACCCGAAUCCAAUGCUCUGCUCUGCUUUCCUCCUUUUUCCAAAGUGUAGAAUGAUCAAAAUAAUUUGUUUUCAAUUGAACGUGAGUGUGUGUGUGUGUAUGUGUUUCUUUUGUUAUGGUCUUAUUAUGGGAUUUUGUCAUCCUUUUUGAGGCAUCCAUUUCAAUAUUUUCACUAUCAGAGGUGGCAUAUUUUUUUACAUUAGAGCCUUUUACUUUCUUUUAUUAGAAGAAUAAUUGGUUUUCAGAUGAAAAGUUCAAUAACCUGAAACCCUGCACUUCUAAGGAAACUUUUCAUAAUGCACUGCAGCCUCCUAACAGUAAGGUUCUAGUAACCUUUUAUUAAUGCAACAAUUUAAUUUUAUCAGACCCAAGGCUGUUGUGCUAACUUUAAAAAUAUCCAUUAGUGAGAAGCUAUAAUUAUAUAUCAUGAUUAUAUAUUUUGCUACUCUCUAGUCUAGAGCUGUAGUUGCUCAUCUAAUGUUUAUUUUUGACAUACUAUUUCCAAGUGCAGCACAAACAAAAACAUUUCCUCAUUUUGAAGCAGUAUCCUUCUAAUAUCCUUAUGCUUUAACUUUUUGGCCAUGUAACUUAAGAUUACCAAUUCUAUAUAAAGAAGUUUAAAAUGAUGGCUUCGUGUUAGAUGCAGUCUAUACAUAGUGGAUUCUUUUAUUUUUAAACUGCAUAACCUAAUAUGCAAAAAUUAAGGCAAUUAUUCUCCAUUAACCAGGCCAUCCUAUUCUGUUAGUUGACUUGAGCAUGAAUUAAAUUAUUCUUUUUAUUUAUUUAUAAUUUUUAUUUGUAUUUUUUAACACCAGCCUUCCAAUAAAGUUGCAAUCAUCCAUGUCCUACAUGUUUUGAAAAUCAUGCAAUCAAUCAAGGAAGUUGUUAUGCAAAUGAAAUAACAGAAAAAAAACUGAAAACAUAUAUUUUUCAGUGG